This is a messenger RNA of Abrus precatorius (Indian licorice), 1616 nucleotides long. Its product is annotated as AT-hook motif nuclear-localized protein 14-like. Gene Ontology annotation, molecular function: minor groove of adenine-thymine-rich DNA binding. NCBI's taxonomy places the organism in Eukaryota, Viridiplantae, Streptophyta, Magnoliopsida, Fabales, Fabaceae. The coding region runs from base 192 to 1238 and encodes 348 amino acids. The record is from RefSeq and is a predicted model, not a curated record. The transcript is spliced from 6 exons.
GGAGGAGAUAUGAUAUGAUGAUGAAGGGAAAGGUCAAAAUUAGAGACCAAAUCACAGGGUUCAGAAUCUAAAUCCACUCUUCUUCCGAGAUAAAGUCUUUUUGUUGAAUACAAAAUAAUUUAAAAAAUCUAAAAAAAAAUUGCAGUGCGAGCCCUGGCAGCACACAUCUUUGUGUCUCCCUUUACUCAAAGAUGGAACCUAAUGACAACCAACUCAGCUCCUUCUUCCAUCACCACCACCAUCACCACCACCACCAGCAACCCUCCACCGCCGCUACCACUACCGCUUCCCCCACCAACGGCCUCUUGCCCAACGCCGAUGGGUCCCACAUGCUCUACCCUCACUCCGUUGCUUCCGCGGUUUCUUCUCAGCUUGAACCUGCCAAACGGAAGCGUGGAAGGCCCAGAAAGUAUGGAACCCCCGAACAAGCUCUUGCUGCGAAGAAAGCCGCAACCACGUCGUCUCAGUCUUUCUCUUCCGAGAAGAAGACCCACUCUUCACCUUUCCCUUACUCUUCCAAGAAAUCCCAUUCCUUCGCUUUAGGUAAUGCAGGACAAGGCUUCACUCCACAUGUCAUUUCUGUUGCUGCUGGUGAGGAUGUUGGCCAGAAAAUUAUGUUAUUUAUGCAACAAAGUAGGCGUGAGAUGUGCAUUCUGUCUGCUUCUGGUUCCAUCUCUAAUGCCUCUCUUCGCCAGCCAGCAACUUCAGGAGGCAACAUUACAUAUGAGGGUCGGUUUGAGAUUAUUUCACUUACUGGUUCCUAUGUCCGAAAUGAACUUGGAGGUCGAUCUGGUGGUCUUAGUGUAUGCCUAUCUAAUACUGAUGGACAAAUCAUAGGUGGUGGAGUUGGUGGGCCCCUUAAAGCAGCUGGUCCAGUUCAGGUCAUUGUUGGUACUUUCUUUAUUGACACCAAGAAGGAUACUGGUGUUGGUGUAAAAGGUGAUGCCUCUGCCCCCAAGUUGCCAUCACCAGUUGGCGAACCAGUAUCAAGUUUAAAUUUCCGUCAAACAGUUGACUCUUCAAACACAAAUCCAAUCCGCGGAAAUGAUGAGCAUCAAGCUAUAGGGGGAAGUCAUUUCAUGAUUCAACAGCUUGGUUUGCACGCAACACCUCCGCGGUCCACAGACUGGGGGGGUCGUCCGGAUUCAAGAAAUACUGGUUUUGAGCUGACAGGAAGAACAGGUCAUGGGGCACACCAGUCUCCUGAGAAUGGUGGGUAUGAGCAAAUUCCGGAUUGAGAAAUUGAGAUGGUUUUUGGGUUUGAAAGCACCAAUCAAUGUGUGGUAGACAGAUGUAUGAUAUCUCUACAUACCAGCAAUCUUUGUCACGUGAUGCCGUUUAUAGUAUGCCCAUUCAUUAAGGAUCGUGGCUUCUGAAAAUUAGUACUCAUGCUUGUCCUUGAACAUAUUCUUCUGCCUCGUUUACUCAUCAUGUAUUUAUAAAUCAGGGUUGCCGGCUAAUACUUCAUUUUUUUGCGGGCCUGUUAGUUUUUCUACACCAGAAUUAAUAAGUUAGAUAUAUGUUUCCUAGAUUAGGUUUUUUAUGGCCUAUAUUUUCCCUUCCAUUUUCAAGAUGCACUCUUAAUAUUAUGUCCAGCUUAAAUUAUUAUAGUUCUU